UCGAGCGAAUCGUGCCUUUCUAUUGGGUGAAUUCGCCCGUCGUUACCAUGGGCGUGGAGGCGAGCUUACUAAACCCAGACAAGCGCAAAUACGGACGAACGCAGUAAAAUUCGUGAGAAAGCGAGGCAUUGCAGUCUUUCGGGUCCAGUGGUGCUUUAUUGUCGAGAGUAGCUUUUUCUGAAAGCCAGAAUUCAUGUUUAACUGCUGCUUUUCGUAAAGGAUAUCUUCCCUCAAUGACAGCACGCACUGCAAGACAACGCAAGACGUUAUUUAUUUUCAUGGACGCCCAAAAACGAAAUCACUGUGAACGUGAAAGCCUGAAAUCGUCCUGUCUUGCCCCAUGUUGAGGAACUGCGUCAGCGCACGGACGCUGCAGGCUCUUGGCUGCAGCUCCAACGCGGUGAAGUCGGAAACAACGUCGCUAAAUGUGAAUUGGGGGGAAAAGUGAACAUUUUUAAUAUCGCCAUGGAGUCCGGAGACGGACCACAAUCCGACGGUCCCGUGGUAUCAAAGUAUUCUUCUGUUCCCAAUUCACAGUGUGAACUAUACAUAAAUAUUUAUGAGACCAUUAGCGAGGGGAACGUCAAUAAAAUGGAUAACAAUUCGGCCGUGAUUCGCGGAGGCAGCGACCCCAGCGCGUAUCCUCUGUCGAACUAUCAGCGAGGAGUGCGUCAAAGGUUUAUCCGAAGAAGUUUGUGCUUCGCGGACAAUGACGAUCCGGCUUACGAGGCACCUGAAUGUGAUAAUCAGAGCAAGACGCUCAACAUCAACCUGCGAACAAUAGUGGACCGAACCAGGGGUGCGCGUUCGAGUUUGCAAGACGGGUCUGGUACCGAGAGCCAAGAGAGACAAAAGGAUGGGGCCGCGGAAAGCGCCGGCGCCGGCGCCGACGAUGAGAAGGAUAGAAUACUUUCUGCGUUUAAUGUUGAAUCUGCAGAUGAUGGCAAAAACGUUAUCAAGACCGCCAGUGAAGAAAAUGAGGAGGAGGCCGAGAUGAAGGCAGUAGCCACCUCUCCUGGUGGUCGCUUUCUCAAGUUUGACAUUGAACUUGGGAGGGGCUCUUUCAAGACCGUGUAUAAAGGCUUGGACACCGAUACGUGGGUGGAGGUGGCAUGGUGUGAACUUCAGGACCGGAAGCUGUCGAAGGCGGAGAGGCACCGUUUCAAAGAGGAAGCGGAGAUGCUGAAGGGCCUGCAGCACCCCAACAUCGUCCGCUUCUACGACUUCUGGGAGUCCCUGCUCAAAGGGAAGAAGUGCAUCGUCCUGGUGACAGAGCUCAUGACCUCAGGGACAUUAAAAACCUACCUGAAGCGCUUCAAGGUGAUGAAGCCCAAGGUUCUGCGCAGCUGGUGCCGGCAGAUCUUGAAGGGCCUCCACUUCCUACACACACGCACACCGCCCAUCAUCCACCGCGACCUCAAGUGCGACAACAUCUUCAUCACAGGCCCGACAGGCAGCGUGAAGAUUGGUGACCUAGGCCUCGCUACGCUGAAGAGGGCCUCCUUUGCCAAGAGCGUCAUUGGUACCCCAGAGUUCAUGGCCCCAGAGAUGUACGAGGAGCACUACGACGAGUCUGUGGACGUCUACGCCUUUGGCAUGUGCAUGCUGGAGAUGGCUACGUCCGAGUACCCGUAUUCGGAGUGCCAGAACGCCGCGCAGAUCUACCGCAAAGUCACCAGCGGGGUGAAGCCUGCCAGCUAUCACAAGGUCAUGGACCCAGAGGUGAAGGAGAUCAUUGGCGAGUGUAUCUGCCAGAACAAGGAAGAGCGCUAUUCAAUCAAAGACCUCCUGAACCACGCCUUCUUCGCUGAGGACACGGGCGUGCGGGUGGAGCUAGCUGAGGAGGACGACGGCAGGAAGGCCUCCAUCGCCCUCAAGCUGUGGGUGGAGGACCCACGCAAGCUGAAGGGCAAGUACAAGGACGCCGGCGCCAUCGAGUUCACCUUCGACCUGGAGAAGGAGGUGCCUGAGGGCGUGGCCCAGGAGAUGGUGGAGUCCGGCUUUUUCCACGAGAGCGACGCAAAGAUCGUGGGCAAGUCUAUCCGGGACCGGGUGGCCCUGAUAAAGUGGCGACGGGCGCGGACGCCGCCAUCAGCCGCGCAGAGCGCCGCAGCUCAGCCCGCCAAAGCCCAGCCUGCACCCAUCCUGGGCGAUGCUGGCGGCCCCGCCGAGCCCGAGGACGCAGAGGCGGAGCCGCAUGGCCAUCUGAGCCAGCUGAGCAGCAGGACUACCUCUACUACAUCUGACAGUGGCACUGGCUCUACAGUAUACUCAGACUCCCACAGUAGCAGCUUGCACAGUGUCAUAUACCAGUCUCUGCAGGAACCUGUCUCCACGGCAACACAGCAGACCAGUGUUCUGGGUCUCCAGAGCCAGACGGUGUCUGCCACAGCCCUGCAGAUGCCCGCCCACCUCCUCCAGUCCUCCCAGAGCUACUCUGCUAUGCCCCUCUCUGUGCCCCCUGCCAUAGCCCCUGUAGUCACACCCGCACAGCCUGCAUACGCACCUGCAGGCCAGGCUCUGCAGCGCCAGAGCUGUUCAGCUGCCCCAAUGCCGCCGGUCGGUGAGGCGCAGCACCCGCCGCCGAGACCUCCCGCACUAGCGCACGGCGCGCCAGCCGUGCCGCACGUUCCCGCCGUGCAGAGCCACCCUCCCGCAGGACGGGCGGGGCCGCCGAAAGCGCAGGCGGACGUGAACCCCCCCUCCCCUGGUUACCAUCCCGUCCCCGCGCCGCACGCGGCCGCUGCCGGGUCGAGUCCCGUUUCAAAUGUUCUGUACGCGGCUGCUGGUCCCGUUCCCUGCGCGCCGCUGGCCACAGCCGCCAGGUUGAGCCCUGUUCCUAGCGUGCCGCUGGCCCCGGCCGCCAGACUGAGUCCUGUUCCCAACGUGCCGCGGGGCACCGCCGCUAGGCUGAGUCCCAUUCCAAACGCACCGCCUCAGGCAAACGCGGUCGAGAGCGGUGAAUCUGCUCAGAAUGCAGCGCUGCAGGCAGCGGCUUCGCUCCCUACCCCUGCACGUCCAGGUCACAGGGCCACUGACGCACCUGGACAACAGCACAUCCUCCAAUCAUCCAGUUUACCUACCAAGAACACUCCUACUCAGCAGCCAUUGGUUCAAGCUUCUGCUGCUCAACAACUGCCACCACACCAGUCUUCUCAGCAAUCAGCUCACCUCACACACUUACCCACACUGAACCAGUCUGCUGGGGCCCCCCUUCCUGGACACGACUCCUUUCCCUCUGCACAGUCCUCCCUCGUGCCGCUGUACCUCUCCGCUGGCCAGGCCCCUCCCACUCUGCCCUCCGUGUCACCGGUGUCCUGCUCGCAGGUGGAUGGAGCCGUGGCGGCCCCUCUCGCGGCACAUGGUACCCAGGGGCCAUGUGCCGCUCCUGUGUUCACGAGCGCAGUCCCCACAGCACACACUUACCACCACGGCUCAACCGUGGCUCAGCAGCAGAGCUCCGUGGCCACACCCUCCCUGUUUACCCUCACUCAGACCACACCCCCCGUGCACCAAAAACUACCUCCUUCACCAAACCCCGCCUCAGUGUCCAUAGGGCCGCCCCUCUCCACCGAGGUUCCUCUUUCUCAGGGAGAGUCUACUAGCAAUAACCAGGCCCUAGCUGCUCUUCCAGUCCUGACUGCCACCCAGACGAGCUCCGCCCCGCGCCCGCCGACCGUGCUCCCGAUCGCCACCACGGACUCUGCCCGUCACGCCCAGGCCUCCCAGCUGCCUCCGCUCGCCAUCCAGCCCUCCUCAGCGGCCCGGCCGCUGUCCCCAGGCACCCCGCCAGGCCUGACCCAGGAGCCCCACCUCCCUGCUGCCGCCACGGCCAGCAUGACGCAGCACAAACAACCAAGCGCUCGCGGGACACAGCAGCAGCAGCCAAGCGGCAGCGCCUCGGCCCAGCCGAGUCAGCAGUCCGGGGCUGGCCGGCCGGCCGCCGAAGUGUUGGCCGAGGAGGCUGCACUCGAUAAACAGACAUCAGUGUCUGGAUUGGCUUAUGACAGUGUGAACUCGGAUGCCACGUCAGGAAAGGAGACAAGUGACUGCAAUGAGGGGACGCACGGCGGGCGGAGCGAACUGAGGGCCCGCAAGCACCACCGCAAAUCCUCUCGCACGCGCUCACGGCAGGAGAAGAGCGGCAAGCCCAAACUGAGCAUGCUCAACGUGUGUAACACGGGCGACAAGAUGGUGGAAUGCCAGCUGGAGACCCAUAACCACAAGAUGGUGACCUUUAAGUUUGACCUGGACGGAGAUGCUCCAGAGGAGAUUGCCACCUACAUGGUCGAGAAUGACUUUAUCCUGCUGCCGGAGAAGGAGAUGUUCAUCGACCAGCUGAAGGACAUUGUAGAGAAAGCAGAGGACAUCCUGAGCGAAGAGGCAGAGGGCGAGAGCGGCUCGGACCAGAACCCGCUGCCCCACCUGAGCCCCGUCGGUGGCUCUGGCACGGAGGGAGCGAAGUCUCAACAAAGUCCAUCUAACCAGCUAGUCUAUCAACAAAAUGUACUCCACACUGGAAAGCGCUGGUUCAUUAUCUGCCCUGUGGCUGAGACGGCCACAGACAGCGGGGAAGACAACAUCACAGCCAAAGAUUCAGAGGGUCUUUGUGCAGCUCAGGUACCAGAUACCAACGUGGGCGGCGUCAGAACUCCACAGAAACACCCGCUGCUGCCCAAACCCUCCCUCUGCGCCACGGAAUGUACUCAAUCAGCGGAAGAUCCACACACCGGUCACUCAGCAGCAGCGUCCAUGGUCGCAGACAUCCCAUGCUGUCCCAUCGUCUCUCCCAUUUCCCAGGAUCCCGGCAUUCAAAAAAUUGUGGCCCCUCACCAGCCAGCCCAUCAUGACACCAGCCCCGUCACUGACCCGCCCCCAACUUUGGCCCAACCAGUAGUGCUUCAGCAACCAUUUUCCACUCCUAUUCCGCCACCUGCCAUCAGUGGGACGCAGUCCCAGCCUCAAAGCCCAGGCCAUCAUGCGCAACAGGCCCCUCCCUUUACAUCAGGGCCUGUCUCGUCGCAGGCACAUCUGGGAGGCGGGCCAGGGGAGUCUGAUGGGGAGGGGCCUCCCAGACUGGAGUUCACCGAUAGGACAAUAAAGACACUCGAUGAGAAACUUAGAAACCUUCUGUAUCAGGAGUACAACCCCUCACAAUCCACGAGCUCUGCAUCUGAACCUCCCGGCUCCCCUCCAGCGUCAGAUAGCCAAGGCAGUGACGGAGCACCCAGAAAAGGAGAGAUGCUGCCACAGAUUCCAGAGAGGAGCGAUAGUCUUGGUACCUUAAGUGACUCUGCUGUUGCUCCUUUGAACAAGCUGGUAAUUGGAAAUGACUCAGGAGGCAGGUUUGAUGGACGCGGUAUCUUCAAGGGCCGGUUCCAGGUUGUUCCGAUAGCACCAGAUGGUGACUAUUAUUUGGAUCAGAGCAGUAAAGACCAAAUCUCCAGCAGCUCUCCCGUGCCUGUUCACGGAGGGGGAGGAGCCGUGGUAACCAUGGAUACUGGGGUUGCCAUUACAACCGAGAAUGGAGUCCAAGCUGCACAAAAGUCCCAGAGCAACCGUUAUUCAGCACCGCCCGACUUGUAUCAGGACACGCCUGCUUCCAGCCCAGAGGGCACACCCCCGUUGGUCCACUCUCAGACCUCGUUGUCGAUCGAUGGGGCAACACAGCACGGCCUCCAUCUCUCCUCCGAUUCUGGUGAGGACGACAACAGCUUGGCCCCGCCCCAUAAACCUGCACAAACUGCUCAUGCCCUGUCGGAGCACAGUGGGAGUGACCUCAUGAAGCGGGCAGUGGCCUUCUUCCGUCGUUCUGGCCGCAACAGCAGUGUGCACAGCUCUGAUUCGCCCAGCCGUCCUCCGUUGCUUAAUGGACACGCCCCUUGUGUUGCCAACCACACCCACGCGACGUACGUCAGCAGCGAUAACGAUUCGGAGUUUGAGGACGUCGACAUGAAAAAAGAGCUCCAGAGGCUCAGAGAGAAGCAUAUGAAGGAAAUCUCAGAGUUGCAGGCUAACCAGAGAAGCGAGAUCGAACAGCUGUACUCUCGGCUGGGCCGCCCCGUGCCUCCCGGCGUAGGUUUCCUGCAUGCGGCGCCCCCCACAGGUGGCCGCCGCCGCCGUGCCUCUAAGCACAAGGUCAAAGCAGGCAAGCUCAUCAACCCCACAGUCCAGCAGCUCAAAGCAAGCCGUGCCAGCAGUCCAGCUGAGGCCUGCUCCAGUAUGGUGGCAGCCCUGCCCAAAAGCGCAACUCUGGGUACCAGCUCUGCGGGGUCUGACGCAACCGCCCUGCGGGGGUGCCCGGUGGACUCGAUGCGGCCGGUCCACACCCAGCAACCCUGCUCGCUGAAGGUCUCUCUUUCGUCCGACAACAUCUACGGCACGGCCACGCCUACGCCGCCUGGCCAAGGCUGGACCGUUUACCACCAAACAUCUGAGAGAAUCACCUAUAAAUCUAGUAGCAAACCGCGCACUAGAUUCCUCAGUGGACCCGUGUCUCUGUCCAUCUGGUCCACUCUGAAACGACUAUGUCUAGGCAAAGAGCGCAGUAGUAGGUCAUCAAACAGCACUGGUGCCACGCCUACAACCUCGGCAUCCAAUCAGCAAUCGGUCCCACCUCCUGUGUCUAUGCCUACGCCUGGUCCUCAACCAAUCACAGCGCUAGCUCAGGCUCAGACCAACAACAGUAACAAUAAAACCAGAACAUUCACCGACGACCUGCACAAACUGGUCGAUGAUUGGACAAAAGAAACGCUUGCUUCUGCUCCUCAAUCCCGCCUCUCCCUCAACCAGAUCAAACAGCAGCAACGUCACCAGGACAUGAAAGUCAAUCCCCCAUCAAAGGGAGGAGCUACAAAUCAGAUGAGAGCUACAGUUCCUCGGAGCUCCUUGUCGUGCCAGCUUCCCCUCUCCUGCACGCUCUCUGGAGCUCUAUGCCCGGCCCGGCCCCCUGCCCUUGCGAGCACACCCUCACCGGUCCUACAGCCAGCUGGCUACCUGCUCUCCACUGGUCCCUAUGGAGGGGUGGUGCCAGCCUCCAGGUACCCAACGCAGUGGCCAAGGAUUCCCUGUCCGGCUGGCACAAUGGGGCCCGUGCGCAUGCUUGGCACAGCGGGUAUGGUGCCCUUCCCUGCACUGACCAGUACUGCGCUGCAAGCCUUUCCCAUGGCGCUGAGCACCUCGGACAACCCUCUGUGCCCUGGUGGUGCCAGGACUAUAUAACGAAACUACCUUAUUUGCUCCAACCCAUUCCACAAGCAAAGCCCUGGGCCAGUUACUUCAGUAACUUGUAUCUAAUGCAAAGCUGUGUAGACUAGAACUGUGAUACUCAUUUAAUGACCCCCUGAUUUAAAAUAACUACUUCCUACAUACCUGGCUCUUCUAGUGGAGUCACUGGUAAGAAGUUUGUUACUCAUGUUCUCCACACAUAUGCUAAGCUGUACAGGUUACCCCAGCCUCACAUGGAAACUUCAAUAUCCAUAGUCAAGUUGUAUGGUUCAGUGUUAAUGAUGUCAGUAACCUGCCUUGGAUGGCAGACGGCACCUGUACAUAGCUCCAGAGCCUGUAAAUAAAGUGUGUGUGUGUGUGUGUGUGUGUGUGUGUGUGUGUGUGUGUGUGUGUGUGUGUGUGUGUCAGCACUUGAGUGAGUGGAAGAAAGUCUGCAUUUGGUUGUAAUGCAUUUGACUAUGGCCUUUAUGAAUCCUACAGCCAUAACUGUUCAUCACACGUCUGAAUUCUCACGCUUUUCCACUAGAGCUCACUGUUUGAUAGGUCUAGUACAGAAUAAACAAACAGGCCUUCACUGGUACUUCUCAGAGCUAUAGAUGCAUGAACAUCCAAAGAUACCAAAUGCUUAGAGAAGAACAAAAGAUUUCAUCAGUGUUCAACUCGAUUUAAGGUCCUACUCAUAGUGAGGUGUCUUAACGCUAAAUUUCAGGCUACUUUUAUGGAGCUCCAAACCUAUGGCUCUGGUAGCUACCAGUCCCAUGGAGUGGAGAAGAAUGCAUGCACAGUGCAGUCUCAGACUGCAGCGCAGAUGCCCUGCAAGCAAGAGGAUCAGGAGGAGUGUAGUGCCUUGACAGUUAAAUGAUUACCCCACACAACUCAGUAAGUCGGCCCCCAGCGAAGAGGCUUCGGCCUCACGGGCGACUACGAAUCUUGUUGUGUUCAAUGCAAUAUCAGUUUUUCGUCUCUCCCCCACCCCAUUUAUUUAUUUUUUCCUCCUUCAAUUGUUACCAUUUUUAAAAAGCCCUUGAGACAAAGCAUGACACAAAAGAAAAUCUUAAUUUGGUAGCAACUGUAUAUUCUUGAUAGGAAAUAUGCCUGUGGAGAGCAUUUGGUUUACGGCCUCAGCAGAAAGCCCGUUACAAGCACAAUAUGAGGAGUCGCAAAUGUUUAUUCCAACAUCUUAACCUCGUGAAACACUGGCCACUUGCAUGGUGUAUGAUUGGACAAGGGUCCAUGCCAUCCGUGUUGGUGCAUUUGUGAAACACACAGAAAGAUUUCAUGUGGUGCUUGGGAACGUUGCAUGUAGGGGGAAGGGCAGGAAAACUUAUGCAUGCUCACAGUGAAGUUUACAAGUUUACAAAUUUCAGGCUGGUUUUAGU
Electrophorus electricus (electric eel) is the source of this 8606-nucleotide messenger RNA. RefSeq names its product serine/threonine-protein kinase WNK2. Gene Ontology annotation, biological process: protein phosphorylation. The record is from RefSeq and is a predicted model, not a curated record. NCBI's taxonomy places the organism in Eukaryota, Metazoa, Chordata, Actinopteri, Gymnotiformes, Gymnotidae. Gene Ontology annotation, molecular function: protein serine/threonine kinase activity; ATP binding.